UUUGCCUCCUUUGUAUCUUUUCUCCAAAAUCCUUCCCACAGAGAAUCUCCCUCUAAAACAACACCGGCAGCAAGAACAGGAACCCAUGUUUCUCGGUCUCAUGAAACAACAGGAGUAAAACAAACAACAAACAACUUCCCAUUUCGGUUAUCCUCAACCGCAGCGUCAAAAAUGGGCGUGUUCUGCUCGAAGCCCUUCAAGCUUGUCUCCGUCGUCCUCAUCGCUGUAACUCUCUUUGUUACCCCUUGUUGUAUUGCUGCAGACGACGUCGUUUAUGGGGCGAGAAACUCUUCUUCCUCCCCACCGCCGCCACCUCCUCCUCCUCCUCCUCCUCCUCCGCCUUUGUCCAAUGGGAAACCGACAAGUUUCUCGCCGUUUAGGCCUAGCAUAGCGAUCAUAGUGGCAGUCUUGACCACCAUGUUCUCCGUCACCUUCCUGCUCCUCCUCUACGCCAAGCACUGCAAGCGUGGAAGCGUCGUCGUCAUCGGCCACGCACCUCCGUCGUCCGCCGUCAGGAAGAAUUCGGGUAUCGACCGGACCACCAUCGAGUCCUUACCCGUCUUCCGAUUCGGAUCUCUCCGGGGCCAAAAGGAUGGGCUCGAGUGCGCCGUUUGUCUCGCUAGGUUCGAGUCCUCCGAGGUCCUCCGCCUGCUCCCAAAAUGCAAGCACGCCUUCCAUGUCGAAUGCGUCGAUACCUGGCUAGACGCCCACUCCACUUGCCCGCUCUGCCGCUACCGGGUCGACCCUGAAGAUGUGCUUCUUAUCGACGAAGCCAAAAUCCUACCCGAAACCCACCCUGUUCCACCACCGGAGAACGAGUUCGUCGUUAUCAACGUCGAGGGGUCGAACCCGGGAAUUCGGCGGGUUUCGGGUCGGCACUCUUCCGCCGGGGAGAGAGGGACCGGGUUCUUGCAAUUCGUCCUGCAGAGAGCAGCAGAGCCCGGUCCUCAUGAUCUGGCGUCGUUCAGGAGAUCCCUCGACAGCGCGGGCUUAAGAAAGAAGAGCGAGUCUGUAGCCGUCGGAUGCUUUGACCGUCCCCGAAAGGACGGACUCCUGUUGACGGACGACAGGACAAGCUUGGAGCGUACAAGGUUCGAGCACCGGAUCAUUGUCUCCCCAGGUGCGGGUGGGUUCCACCAAAGGUGGAGCGACGUGCAACCCUCCGAUCUGCUGUAUCUACAAUCAGAAAUGAUAAUGAGCGACAGCCGUAGAUUCUCGUCGUCAGAAUCAGGAUCUCGUCCUCGGCAGCAGCACCGUAAUAUGACUGGCGGGAAUGGGUGGUGGGGUGGCAGAGGCGUAAUAAAUGCAAGAAGCGUGUCGGAAAUCACGGGCCUAAGCAGGUUCCCAAACACCAACGCUCCAGCGUGUAGUAAUCAGAUUCACAGCCAUGAUGAUGAUGUUGAUUCCCGACGGGCCGGGGUUGUAUCGAGGUGGUUGGCGUGGAUUUCGCAGUCACGGCCAUCGCCAGCUGUACGGUCGGGACGUACCACUGGAAUUGCAGCUUAGCUUUAGCUUUAGUUAUACACGUACACUGUACACAACAGGAAAAGAAAUAACUGCUAUGUUUGUUUCUUCUUUUCAAGAGGAGGGGGGUUGCUGCUAGAUGCACGGCUGGAGGGACACAUAUCGCAGACGACCAAAGAAGAAAUUUUUUUUUUCGAGAGUACAGCAGUAGACCACGUGGGUCGAAGAAGCACAGCACAGCACAGUGGACAUUUGUCGCAUUCAAUUAUUUCUCCUCCCCGGAGUAAUUUUAAAAUCUUCUCUGAUACAUGCGAUGGGCGGGCAUCUGGAUUGGUGCUUGUUCCGACUGGAGUAAUAGAAGAAGAAUAGAGAGAUCUUUUUUAUUUAUUUUUUAAUUAUGAUUAACCUUUCUGAUCAAUUUUUAAUCCUGGAUUAAUUACUCAGUAGAUUCCAGAUCUUCUGAUUCAUGCUUGGACAAGUAGGCGGUGCU
This is a messenger RNA of Corylus avellana, 1954 nucleotides long. RefSeq names its product RING/U-box superfamily protein (gene ATL43). The record is from RefSeq and is a predicted model, not a curated record. NCBI's taxonomy places the organism in Eukaryota, Viridiplantae, Streptophyta, Magnoliopsida, Fagales, Betulaceae.